Brassica rapa (field mustard) is the source of this 861-nucleotide messenger RNA. Its product is annotated as glutathione S-transferase T3-like. NCBI's taxonomy places the organism in Eukaryota, Viridiplantae, Streptophyta, Magnoliopsida, Brassicales, Brassicaceae. The record is from RefSeq and is a predicted model, not a curated record.
AUGGAUUUUAAUCCGUUUACUGCAACAAACAACUUUGUUGAUCUGCUUAGCAGUCAACAAAAUCCUGCCUUUGGCACUGAGACUUCACCGCAAGUUCCCUUCUAUGGCAAUCAAGCAACCGAGGAUUCAAACUUUGGUGCAGAAACUCAAGGCCCUCGUAAAGAAAGAAGAGCGUGGUCGCCAGGAGACGAUGUGCUGCUAAUCAGCUCAUGGUUAAACACCAGCAAAGAUGCAGUAGUAGGGAAUGAGCAAAGGUCUAAUACAUUCUGGACAAGAAUUGCUGCGUACUACAAUGCUAGUCCUCAGAAUGCGGGCAGUGAGAAGAGGGAGGCACGUCACUGUAAGAAUCGUUGGCAGAAGAUCAAUGAUCUGGUUUGUAAAUUUUGUGGAGCAUUUGAAGCUGCGACCAGAGAGAAAACAAGUGGUCAAAACGACAAUGAUGUUCUCAAACAAGCCCACCACAUCUUCUACAACAACCACAAGAAGAAAUUCCUCCUUGAACAUGCUUGGAAGGAGUUGAGGAACGAUCAGAAGUGGUGUGAGCUUUCAUCUGCUAAGAACGAAGGAACCUCUAAAAAAAGAAGAUGUGACGCUGAUGGUGCAGAUACAUCAACAUCUCAAGCCGAUUCUAAGAAGCGUCCACCAGGUGUUAAAGCCUCCAAGGCGAGUGGGAAGCAGACGGCUGUUGAUGAUAAGACUCUGCUUAAGUUUGAGAAUAUGUGGACAAUCAAACAGAAAGAUUUGGAAGCUAAAGAACGCUUGUCUAAGAUGAGAAUGCUUGAGAGUCUUAUUGGGAAAAAUGAACCUUUGGCUGAGUACGAGGAAGUCCUCAAGAAAAAUCUCAUCAACAAAUUCUUCUGA